AUCGAGGAAUCGGCUAUUGAGCUAGAACGAGUCCUUCUUGAACCUCGUGUCCGUCGAUUUGCCUCAACAGUUACUUCCACAGACUGCUGUUGUUGUCUCUUUCCUGGCGAUGCUCGUGAUCAUCCUUAUAUUGACAACCAGCAGUCGGGAGUCGCUUCGAAGCACGCUGUUUUCGCACUUGGCCUCAUUAUUGCCCUCAAUAAGAUCGAUCUGGUCCAAGAUUCGGAGCUACGUCGUGCAGUCUCUAUAUUCAGAGCUACCUUGACAGAUGCUAGUGUCCUCGGUUGGUCAAGCUCAUUGCUUCAUAGCGAUUCAACUGGAACCUCGUCUUCUUCAUCUUGGGACCAGAUUGGUCGACAAGCUAACUUCUCUUUAGGCUUAGUGCCAAUCUGUGCUGUGAAUGCUCAAGGCAUAGAUCGACUUGGGGAUCUAAUCGUCCGAGUCUACCGGGGGGAACUAUUAGAGCCGAAGGAACAGGCUUUUACACCCUCUAUUGCACCACUUGGGUCGAUCAACAAUGACGUUGACUAUCCGGAUGACGGAAAAACAAAAAUGGAGUCCGCAGGCAAUCAUGCAAGAGAGCCGUCAGCCUAUACAAAUAAUUCACGAAGUCAAAGUGUCUAUCUAACCAGAUUCUAA
Molecule: messenger RNA, 639 nt
Organism: Protopolystoma xenopodis
Lineage: Eukaryota; Metazoa; Platyhelminthes; Monogenea; Polystomatidea; Polystomatidae
Source: the annotation of a GenBank genome assembly